Mycena citricolor is the source of this 1656-nucleotide messenger RNA. Lineage: Eukaryota; Fungi; Basidiomycota; Agaricomycetes; Agaricales; Mycenaceae. The record is from the annotation of a GenBank genome assembly.
GAGUCUCUUGAAUCUGUACGCAUGCCCUCGGACGCAAGCAAACCGCGCAGGCGAUUCGUUGGGACGAAAUCCGCGACGCCAUCGCGUCCGGGCGUGGCCUCCGUCCUGAACAACCAGAUCCCGCGUGACAUCCUCGAAGACGCCAACCUGAACGCGGCCAUCGCACUUCUCCCGACGAACUAUUCUCUCGAGAUCCACAAAACCAUCUUCCACGUCCGCAAAAACAAUGCAACGAUGGUUGCACUGCAGAUGCCCGAGGGUCUGCAGAUGUUUGCGUGUGCGAUUGCGGACAUCAUCGAAAAAUUCACCCCGGCGUUAACGGUCAUCAUGGGAGAUGUGACAUACGGUGCUUGUUGCGUGGAUGACUACACUGCCGUAGCACUAGGGUGCGACAUGCUGGUACACUAUGGCCACAGCUGCCUCGGUACAUUUGUUAUGCGUCUCCACAAGACUGCUCAUCUGACAUCGCGUGUCCAGUCCCCAUGGAUCAAACCUCAAUCAAGACGUUGUAUAUCUUUGUGGAGAUUGGCAUCGACUCCGCGCAUCUGGCGCAAACGAUCCGGCUCAACUUCCCCGAUGAUCGAAGUCUGUUCCAUGCUGCUCUUCUGGACUCGGAGGAGACCGACAGCCAGAUACCUGCUGGGCAGCAAAUUGGAGCGGCGUCAAGAUUGCGUAUCGAGGGCCCGUCGUCGAGCUCGACCCCGUCCGGUGAACCUACAAGACUAGCUCUUGUGUCAACUAUACAGUUCGUUUCACCGCUACAAAGGCUCAAAGAGGACCUGGGCAUCGAAUUUGACGAAGGUGGUGAAUCAUCUGAUGAGUCGAGACUGUGGAGGGGAAAAUAUGAGACUACCAUUCCUCGUUCCAAACCGCUCUCGCCUGGGGAGAUUCUGGGGUGCACUGCACCUCGACUCAAUGACGUGGAUGCAUUAGUGUACCUGGGAGACGGUCGAUUCCACUUGGAAUCCAUUAUGAUCGCCAAUCCGUCCGUCCCUGCAUUCCGGUACGACCCGUACUCGAAAAAGCUGACCAGAGAGCGUUACGACCACAAAGAGAUGCAUUCGAUCCGUGACAAUGCAGUGCAAGUCGCGCGGCGUAGUAUCGCUGCCUUUUCCGAUCAAGAGGAAGCCCCGUUGUGGGGUGUUGUGCUUGGAACACUGGGACGGCAAGGCAACUUCCGCCAGCUCCAGGCGAUAACACAUCAGCUACAAGAGUCCCAUAUUCCGAUUCCCUACAUUCCGAUCCUGCUCUCUGAGCUCUCUCCUGCCAAACUUGCAUUAUUUAAUCCGCACAUCUCGACAUUUGUGCAGACCUCGUGUCCCAGAUUGUCGAUUGACUGGGGUUAUGCAUUCGAUCGGCCGCUCCUCAGUCCUUAUGAAACGGCUGUCGCUGUGGGCAAAGCCAUCAGCUGGAUGCCAACAGAGGAAUCGUCUCAAGGAGAGUAUCCGAUGGACUUUUACUCGGCUGGCAGUCCGUGGGCUGUGUCGAGAACCAAGGCACGGUUCUGAAGUGGACAAAGGCACUCUAACAGAUGGAGAGAAUACAUGGAUGUGAUUCAAGUCCCUAAUUUCCUCGUUCCCUUUGCAAUUCAGAACCAAGGGCGGCUAUUGUACUAGGACUGGAUAAGUAAUCCAACAGGCUACACCUGAAAGUUCC